UAAGGCCCUUUUUCAAUUAUAGAAAAAUGCAGUUCAAAUAAUAUAACCACACCCCGCCAAAAGAUUGUUAAUGUUCAUGGUCCACAGACCCUCUAUUGUGUCUUGAGUUCGCCGAGAUCGCAAGGUUGGCGAAAUAAUCUCGGUGUGUGAAAUGCGCGCGCACUAAAACGCAAUGGGGUGGGGCUGGGGAGAGAUGCGGCGGAACUCGCGCUCCGCGCUCGAAGAAAAAUAACUCGCAGCCCAAAAAUAUACGUCUGUGGAGAGACUAUAAUGUUCAUGAUAGUUUCAAGUUUUAAGAGAUAAAUCAUUGCUAACGCAAAAGUAACAAAGGGAAAUAGUCUUCGAGGGGUAGGGGUUAUGUCUUCCCAUGUGCCCCCAAAAUUAUUUCCUGUUUCCAAUUUUUCCCUAAACGUUUAUGCAUUAUGCGCCUGGUUUCUAUUUUCCACAAAGUUCCCUUAGGCUUCCUCCCAGCACAAUCCAACCAUAUCCCCAUUGAAAAUGACCACUCCUCUGGAGACCCGCAUAGUUCACAUGGAAGCUCCUUUACAAGGUGUUAAGUGAAUUACAUGUAAACGAAAUAAAUUCAAUUAGGAACAGCGUAUGCAAGUAUGUCACGGAAAACAGAUAACAUCGCCUUUGUCUUAGCUAAGUAUGUUUUUUCACUUUUUAAGUGCUUAAAUUUACCAGUUGAUUUUCAAUUUCUUUUGCGAAUCUCUUUAGUCAUUUUUCCUAAUUUCGUAAUGACGAUGUAAGUAUAAAUCAAUGUAAAGUCACGAUCAGAUAAAGGUUGUUUGUUUACUUUGCUCGUGGUUACUUUAGCUACUGUUCACUGAGUACAUUUUGACACUUCUUGCCCGCCCACAUUUUACAUGGGAAAUUGAGUUUGGGUUCUCACCGUAACGAAGAUGUCGCUCUUGGCCUUUCUAGUUAUUUGCGUUCACUUGAUGGCUUUUACGACAAUAGCUUCCCAGAGUCAUGGCUCAGAGUUGAAAGCGAAGAGAUCAUCUAACAGUUGCGAAGGCCCUGGCGGUGUAAGCUUACAUUCGUACAUGAAACAAUUGUAUCGCACACGAGCGCAAGGUAAUGGAAAUGGCAGUUUUACCAUCUCGUUAGGGGCCCAGAAAAUUGUUGCUACUUCAAUUCGUGGUUUUGAACCGGAGAGAAGCGGGACCAAAUGGCAAGGUUCAACCAUCCAAAUGCAGUUUCAGUUAGGAAACGCCUUCAAAGAUGACUCAUUAGUGGAAGCACAACUGAUUGUAACAUCUAAACAAGGAAGUUUGUGGAUGAGCCGCAAAUUUAUCAUCAGUGUUUACCAACCCAUUUUGGCGCCAAAUGACACGAAACCUUUGGAUUCCCGUUCUUUCCCGCGCAGGGCAAAUGUUGAGUUUGGACUGAACGUGACACGUGCUGUGAGGGUUUGGAGUAUUACAACAGCGAAGACCUACACAUUACAGGUAUGACUUAGAUUACUAGAUAUUCAAUAUUUCUGGUUCCUGUCCAAGGAAUAUGUUUUAACCUUCAAGUGACCCAUUCAUUUCUCAUGACUUGUUAGGGUAUUUUCAAGAUCGAUUUUUUUCUACAAGAAGGUUUUUCAUUUAUUAGAACUGUAAAGAGAAAUUUCAUGCUGACUCUCUUGAGACUCACUUUCCUCGCCCUCUAUUACAGUAUCCCAUGCACUGAUACCAAUGACUGACCCAACCCUGUAUCCUUCACCCCAUUCCUCCCUCUAUCCCCAGGGCCCUACUUUCAGCUCUUACUCUCCCUCUUGCUUCCUCCUUCCCUCUCUCCCUUUUUACCCUUGCUUGCUUGCUUUCCUCCUCCUCGCCUUCCUUCCUUCCUUCCUUCCUCCUUUCCUUCUAUACUUGCCUAUCUCUGUCUUCCCCCUCUCUUUCCCUUCUUCCUUCCUUCCUUUCACACUCCCCCUUCCCAAUCACCCUCUAUUAAUAUAUUUCUUCAUUCUUGUAGUUAAAGAUAGAAGAUUUGGCUCGACGCAAUAGCACCAAAGCUUCUGUGUUACAGGUGUGGAGGUCCAUCAAGCAUGGCCAUCAACAUGGACCUUUCCUGGUAUUGUACACUCAUUCCAAGCACGUAAAUGCCAAGGAUGACAUCUGGAAGUUGGUGACACUCAACCCUCACGCUAUAACUCCCACACCAGACAACACCACUGUCGGGAAGGAAAAUAAAGAUAUCACUCAGAGUGAUGGCCAAACUCUGAGGCACCCUUCCUUGACUUGCACUCAGGUGUCAUUUGCCGUCAAAAUGAAAGACUUUUACAGUAACAUUAUCAUGCCGCAGAUUGGCUAUGUUAACUACUGUGAUGGCUACUGCUAUUUUCCAAUCCAGAAUCACUUGACACCCACCACACAUGCUAUUAUUUGGGCAUUGUGGUGGAAAAGACAUAGUUCUGAUAUCUACACACCCAGGAGACCGUUAUGCAUUCCAUCUAAGCUAGGCACCAUAACUGUCAUCCUCUCUGAUCCUGAAACAGGCCAGCCAGUACAGAAAGAGUGGCAGGAAUUUUCAGCCGAAGAGUGCGGCUGUCGUUAGUGUUUUAAUCCACAGUCGAGUUUAGUCAUUGUGUUAUCCAGUUCAGAAUUCACUUGAGGAUGAGGUUCAAAGGUGGGGAAAAGGAAGUGUUGUCAGAGGUGGGGAAAGGGGGAGAGGGGGGGGGUUUAGGUGAGGGGUGUGGUGAGGUAAUCCCAGAGGUGGGUAAAGGGAGAGUGUUGUGGGGGAGGGAGAAAUGUUCCCUGAGUAAAGUGACCCAUUUACCCCUGUUUAUAAAUGUUUUUCCCAGGGAAUUUUAUGUUUAGUUUUUCCACAGUUCUUGCUUCAUUUGAAAAAAAAAAUUGAUGUUGUGGCUUACAGCCCUAGAGAAAGUCUCGGUAUUAUUCAGUGUAGUAGUAAUAUUGAGUUGAUUUGUUUUGAGAGACUCCUUAACUAGCAUGAUGUACUGUUCUUUGGCAUAUGCUAACACAUAUCGCAGUUUCAUUUGAUUAACUGUAUCAUGUUUUAUUGCAAGGAUCAUUGAUGAUUAUUAAUAUGAAAUGUGUUUAUUUAAAGUGUUUACAACUACAGUUCAAUACCGAUGCAGUCGGAAUCUGAAAAAUCACACAUUUAAGGGCUGUUUCUUUGUUUGCUAUGAGAGAGUGCUUGUCUGAAUAGUUGUCAGAAUGCCAGAAAGUAAAGAACUCUAGAAAUAGCCAUAAACCAAUCAGAACGUGUGAUCCGCGAUCCGUAAUACUUUAAAAGCGCGGGAAAUGUCACAUGAUUCAAAUUAGUUUAGGUUUUUGCAAACCGGCAUCUUUGGUGUGAUUUGUUAGAACUGGUUUCACGCAUGUAUGACAUCGGUUAUAGAACACUAAAGCACAAAUGAACAGUAAACAAACACUCUAUAGUCAUUGUAUAAGAGAGAUAAGCAAACCAAGUUGGAUUCCGUUGAAUUAAAAUAGUAACCCGCUGUUUAGACAAGAACGCUUAGGCUAAGCUAGUUCUACUCUCCUGCAAUAAACUUUGUAAACCGAUCAACGGUAUCUACAGUCGUUCUCGUAUAGUAGCACUAGAGAGUAACGCAAAUCAUUAUGUUAAAUAGGGGUAAAAAUAACAGUAAUCAAGAAAGUACAUGCAAAAAGUACAAGUAAUAAAAUUGCGUCAUGCUUUAUCACAAGGAAAUCUAUUCCCUGUUGAA
Orbicella faveolata is the source of this 3685-nucleotide messenger RNA. Its product is annotated as bone morphogenetic protein 4-like. Gene Ontology annotation, molecular function: growth factor activity; cytokine activity. The record is from RefSeq and is a predicted model, not a curated record. Lineage: Eukaryota; Metazoa; Cnidaria; Anthozoa; Scleractinia; Merulinidae. Gene Ontology annotation, cellular component: extracellular region.